CAAAACCAAAAUGGUUUCUUCCCAAAAACUGCAAAUGGUUAGCUACCAUUGCAUUCAGUCCAGAAAAGAGAAAAAGAAGAACAGUCAUCUCAACCCACCUUUUCUUGCUAUAAGUAACUGCCCCUUGCAACAAGACUUUUCUCACCACUUCUUCACCACGAUGAAGGUGACUGUGAAAGAGACGAGCAUGGUUCGGCCAGCAGAAUGCAGGUCGCGGCAUAGCCUGUGGCUGUCGAACUUGGACCUUCUGCAGCUGAGAAAUCAUGUCACUACCAUCUACGCAUACAAUAAGCCAAAAACAGCAGGAUCUUCUGCUUCGUCCUCCACGUUCUUCGACAUCAAAGUGCUGAAGGACGCUCUGAGCAAGGCCCUGGUGCCAUUCUAUCCCGUGGCAGGGAGGCUUGGAAGAGAGCCCUUCGUCCUCCACAUUCUCAGCAGUAAAAUACUAAAAUCUCCACGGAAGGUAAGUCCAAAGGAUCAGAGAGCCCUUGAAAUCAGCAUUGCAAGGGCAUUCCCAUCGGAAUGAGCGCCUUAAAUCACCACCACGGUAGCACAGGGGAUGUGUCCCCAGACUCCGGUGGAGAAGGCUACCGAUCAGAGAGAAAGGAAGUUCGUGCCGGCAGGCGAUCAAUGCAUACUGUUUAUAUCAUCCAGCAGACAACUGAAAAAUCAAAUCCAAGAACGAAGAAGAACAAAAAUGCAAGCUAUCCAGCAGUGAAAGCCCUAAAAGUCAAUAACAGAAUUGAGCUGACAACUAAAAUUAAACCUCAAAUUCACGGUUAGUUUAUCAGAAAUGAAAUUCUAGAACGACAAAACAUGAGAAUUUGAGGUUCCUCCUCUUUGUUCUUCGUCUGUUUCCUCUUUGUUUUUUCCUCUUAGUUCCAUUUGCAGAGUGGUAUGCAUUUUCAGAUUUUCUUGUUACGUGUUUUGUAGCUUUGUUGAAAGAGCAUAUAAAGAAAGAGAAAGUUCUUAAAUUGAGAAUUCCCAGCAUAAACCUGAAUAGCUCCAAACAAAAGAACCUCUUUGGCAAAUCAGACCAUAGUUUAAUGGUUCAAGAACAAGCGAACGCUUCAAUCCUCCUCCUCCAUUGUCGCUACAAAUAACUUGAACUUAGAAUGUUGCUUUAAAUCAUCUUCUAGCUUUCCUCGUCAUUUCCAGUCUUAAAAACUUGGUCUACCUUCUGUUCUUUCAGGAAAAUGAAGGUGAGUGUGAGACAGAUGAGCAUAGUACGCCCAGCAAAAUGCACGCCGAGGCAUAGACUAUGGCUGUCGAACUUGGACAUUGUGCAUCCAAAAACUCAUCUCAAGACGAUCUACAUAUACAAAGAGGCCGACAGCCAGCACUCUACUUCUUCUGAUUUCUUCGACGCCAAAAUGAUGAAGGACGCUCUGAGCAAGGCCCUGGUGCCAUUCUAUCCCAUGGCAGGGAGGCUUGGGAGAGACAAUAAUGGGAGGCUUGAACUGGACUGCAAUGGGGAAGGAGUCUUGUUUCAAGAGGCGGACGUAGAGACCACAAUCAAUGAGCUAGGAGAGUUCUUGCAUAAAGCUGAGGAUGAAUUGACCGAGCUGGUUCCCAGUGUUGAUUACUCCAAAGGGAUUUCUUCUUACCCUCUGUUCCUUCUCCAGGCGAGCCCCUUAGGAUGAAUUGCAACUCAAGGCAAUGCAUUUUUGUGCAAACUUAAUCACUCACAAGUUGAUUGUUCUGUUUUCUACCUUUCUAGGUAACAAGGUUCAACUGUGGCGGAGUUUGUCUCGGAAUUGGGAUGAACCACAAUGUAGUUGAUGGCAUAUCAGCACUCAGCUUCAUCAACACUUGGGCAGAGAUGACUCGUGGUGUAUACCUUGCAACCAUGCUGAUUAUGGACCGCACGAUUCUCAAAGCUCAAGAACCAGCCCGAGAAUUUCACCACACUGAGCAUGAUCCUCACCCUAUCAUGAUUACAGACAACAAGCCACUACAGCCAGAAAGCCCGCCAAAACCAACUACCAACCACGUCCUGAAGAUGACACCAGACCAACUGAGCACACUGAAGGAGAAGGCCAAUCCAAGGAGUAACCAAUCAGAGGUCAGAUACAGCACCUACGAGAUCCUGUCAGCACAUAUAUGGCGAUGUGUGAGCAAAGCACGCAGCUUGACAGAUGAGCAGACAACAAAAUUGCAGAUCCCAGUCGAUGCCAGAUCCAGGAUGAAACCUCCAAUCCCUCGGCAGUACUUUGGCAACGUGAUCGUUAUUACCUCGGCGGUCGCUGUAACACGAGAGCUUGCUGAUGAGUCAUUACUACAAACAGUGGGGAGGAUUCGAAAGGCCAUAUCCAGGAUGGAUGAUGAGUAUCUCAGGUCAUCAAUAAAUUACAUGGAAGAUCCCAGCAAUCCCGAGGGUGUCAUCGAGGUUCGACCCUGUCAAUCACCCAACCUGUUGCUGGUGAGCUGGAUGAGCCUCCCUUUCAAAGGGGCAGACUUCGGAUGGGGAAGCCCAACACUAACUCGCAAAGUGGACACCUUUGAAGGGAUCGGGCAUCUAUUGCCAAGAAAUGCUGAUGGAACUGUAUCCUUGGCAAUUUGCUUGGAGGCUGAAGCUAUGGAAACCUUCAAGAAGCUGUUCUAUGAGACUGGCCCUUAAUGGAGCUCACCUGAAAAUGUAUCAAGAGACCAAUUACAGUUAAAUGUCGCGCAAAAGCACUCCUGCCAUUAUGUUUUAUCAUAGACUGCAAUCACCACCACUAGUCAUUUACACUUUCAACCAUGAAAUUUCCAUAAAUUUGGAGCAAUUACGAUAAGAAUAAACAGCAUUCUAUGCCCUCAGAUUCUCCUGUUAAAGAGAAUUCAUACAUGGUACGUUACUCAUCUUCUAUUUUCUCACUGGAAGUCAAAAGGAAUACAACAAUGCCACUACUGCUACCAGCAAAUUGUAAGAGCAGCAGUAGCAGUACACCGAAGUUCCACGAAACAACCAUGGUCCAGAGCUGUCGAACUUGGAGCAAAAGGGAAAGAACAGUACUGCUAUAGCUACCAGCAACUAGUAAGAGCAGCAAUAGCAGUACACAGUCAACAACAUGAACAACAGCAGCAGCAGGCAGCAGAAUAACAAAUGGAGAGAGGAGGAAGAAGACAUAGUAAUGGAGAGCUCCAAAAUCAAGCAAGAGCUGUCAUCAUUGGGCAAAAUCAGUCACAACCCUAAAGACAAAACACAGUAAAGACCACGGCUUUAGCAACUAAUCAAAAAAUCGCAGAAGUAAACUCCAUGCAUGUACUAUAAAAUCCCAUGAAUCAGAACCCCCUUGAAAUCAUCCACUGCGGACAGCAUCCCCAUCAAACAGCCUUCAGUCACCACCGGGGCAGCAAGGCAGAUGCGUGCUCAGUGGUGAGUGAAGGCUAGCGAUCGGGAAAAAGAGGAAGUUUCCCCCGCCAGGCAACUGAUCAAUUCAAAUUGCUCACAUGAUCGGGCAGGAGCUAAAGAACAGAAUGGAAACUAUCUAACGGUGAAAGGAAAGCCAUUGAAUUUAACACAAGAAGCUGCGAAGAUGGAGUGUUUUACUUGAAGCCUCUUUCAAGGUGCCAUUCUUGGCUUUUAAUUAACAGGGCGUUCUUUU
This is a messenger RNA of Linum trigynum, 3590 nucleotides long. The record is from the annotation of a GenBank genome assembly. NCBI's taxonomy places the organism in Eukaryota, Viridiplantae, Streptophyta, Magnoliopsida, Malpighiales, Linaceae.